Molecule: messenger RNA, 1275 nt
Organism: Bactrocera latifrons
Lineage: Eukaryota; Metazoa; Arthropoda; Insecta; Diptera; Tephritidae
Gene: Gale
Product: UDP-glucose 4-epimerase
Biological process (GO): beta-D-galactose catabolic process via UDP-galactose, Leloir pathway
Cellular component (GO): cytosol
Molecular function (GO): UDP-glucose 4-epimerase activity
Source: RefSeq, a predicted model, not a curated record
GAUCUAAAAUGAGUCCUCCAAAUGUUUUAGUAACCGGAGGUGCGGGAUAUAUAGGCUCCCAUACAGUAUUGGAGAUGUUGAAUGCAGGUUACAACGUAAUUUGUAUAGAUAACUUGAGUAAUGCGUAUAGCUCAGGGUCGUCUAAACUACCGGAGUCAUUAAAUAGAGUUCAAAAAUUGACUGGGAAAACAUUAAUUUACUAUUGCAUAGACAUUACUGAUAGAGAUCAAGUUCGUUCUGUUUUUCAAGAGCACAAAAUUGAUAUGGUGGCUCAUUUUGCUGCGCUUAAAGCAGUUGGAGAAUCUUGCCGUAUACCGCUACAAUACUAUCAUAAUAAUAUGACGGGAACAAAUGUUCUCUUGGAAGCUAUGGCUGAUAACAAUGUGUUUAAAUUUGUGUAUAGCUCCAGUGCCACUGUUUAUGGUGAACCCAAAUUCUUGCCUGUAACGGAAGAACAUCCAACCGGCAAUUGUACAAGUCCCUACGGCAAAACAAAGUAUUUUACGGAAGAAAUUUUAAAGGAUCUAUGUAAAUCCGAUAAGCGUUGGGCAGUUAUGUCAUUACGUUACUUUAAUCCAGUUGGAGCACAUCCGAGUGGAUGUAUUGGCGAAGACCCCAACGGAGAGCCUAAUAACUUGAUGCCUUUUAUUGCUCAAGUGGCCGUCGGACGUCGGGAUGUUUUGAAAAUUUAUGGUUCUGAUUUUCCAACAAAAGAUGGAACCGGAGUACGCGAUUAUAUUCAUAUUGUAGAUCUCGCAGAAGGACAUUUAAGAGCUCUGGAAAAAUUACGAAAUGUAGCUGAGACUGGAUUUUUUGCAUAUAAUCUUGGCACUGGUGUUGGAUAUUCUGUUCUGGAAAUGGUACAUGCCUUUGAAGAGGCUAGUAAUCGAAAAAUUAACUAUGAAAUAACUGAUCGGCGAUCUGGUGAUGUGGCGACAUGUUUCGCCAAUGCUUCGCUGGCUGAAGCUUCUCUCGGUUGGAAAGCUAAACGCGGCAUCAUUGAAAUGUGUGCAGAUACUUGGCGUUGGCAGAGUAAUAAUCCUAACGGUUAUGCGUCAAAAUAAUUUAAUUUGUAUUUGGCAAUGAGUAACAUAAGUUCUUAACAUGAUUGUUUGAUAAUACAAAAUUUUUAAUAGUAAUUUCUAGUAUACAUAUAUGGUACAAUUUAACUUUCGACAAAGUCGAAAAAAAUUCUAAAAGUGUGAAACCUAAAUAAUAAAAUAGACAUAUGUUCUAUACAUAUGUUCAAAAAAAGUUAGAUUGAAAUUCCAAGAA